Messenger RNA from Racocetra persica, 930 nucleotides. The record is from the annotation of a GenBank genome assembly. NCBI's taxonomy places the organism in Eukaryota, Fungi, Glomeromycota, Glomeromycetes, Diversisporales, Gigasporaceae.
AUGGGUGGUGGUAGAAUCUAUGUAAUUAAAAAGUCACCAUAUUUUGGAAACGUUCAAGUGAAUAAAAAAGAGCAUGAUUGUUUGAGAAUUAAAGUUUGUCAAUUUACUGAUCCUUCAUUUACAAGCAUUGAACACAAUAAGGUCGAUGUUGAAUCUUCAUUUACAUAUUUGGCUGCUAAAGAUACUUCUUGUAAAUUCAAAUAUGAUAAUGGAAGUACAGGUUCUGGAAAACCAAUUUUAUAUCAAUGGCAUCGUUAUACCAAAAUCAAUAGUGAAAAUGUUGAUAUUGUACUUUUUCGUGAUUUAUUUCUUGAAAAAGAAGUGUUGUCUAAUGGAAAUAUUGACCGUGGAGAGAUUAUUCAAAAGCAUUGCCCAGUAAAAUUUUAUAAAUUUAUACUACAAAAUCUUGAAGUUUGUCUGUUUAUUGCAAUAGUAUGUGUUGGUACACAUAACCAUCCACCUCCGGCUCCAGAAAAAAUACCUGUAGAUAUUAAAUUAAGCCUUCAAUCUUUAAUUUCUCAAGUGAUUAAAGACAAUGAUAUAAUUACUCCACGAGCUAUUCAAUCAAUUGCCAAAGCAUAUAAAAAUAUGCAUCCUUAUGGACGAGAUAUUCUAGGUGUUUUUCAUACGGCAAAGAAUAAUCAUUCUGAAAUAAAAGACUAUUUACAUCAUAUAGAAAUUUAUGAUUUAGCUAAGUCGAUCCUUAAUGCACCUUCACAAGAAUUAGUCAAAUCAAUUUUAGAUAAAAUCAAAUUAUCAGAUAAGCCAGGUGCUAAAGAAUGGGCCAAUUAUUAUAAAACACCUUGGAUAAUUUCUUCAUUGAAUGUACAUAUGUCUAAAAUGGAGCGUAAUAUUUGGAGAAAACAUGAUGACAAUACCAAUUCUGCAGAAUCGGCUCAUGCAUUAGCAAAUAAGGAGGAAAACAAUUAA